Leptinotarsa decemlineata (Colorado potato beetle) is the source of this 807-nucleotide messenger RNA. RefSeq names its product zinc finger protein-like 1. The record is from RefSeq and is a predicted model, not a curated record. NCBI's taxonomy places the organism in Eukaryota, Metazoa, Arthropoda, Insecta, Coleoptera, Chrysomelidae. Gene Ontology annotation, cellular component: Golgi apparatus.
AUGACGUGUAUGAUGUGUCCAUUAGAGUUGUCAAAAUAAAUAAUUUUAGAACAUUUUGAAGCCUUUUACUUUACCUUUGAAUGUGAUGAAAUUCACAUUGGGGUAAGAGUAUUAGGGCUUUCAAUUUAACACAAAAUCUACGAUGGGUUUGUGCAAGUGCCCCAAACGACGUGUAACGAACCAAUUUUGUUUUGAACAUAGAGUUUGUGUUUGCGAAAACUGUAUGGUAACGAACCACCCCAUUUGUGUUGUCCAGUCCUACUUGCAGUGGUUACAAGACAGUGAUUAUAACUCUAUAUGCGAACUGUGCAGCAAAGAUUUGAAUAUUGAAGACAGCAUUCGAUUAACAUGUUACCAUGUUUUUCACUGGUCCUGCCUAGACCACUUCUCAAGACAGCUGCCGCCUACAACAGCUCCUAGGGGAUAUACUUGUCCUUCUUGUAAGAGUCCUUUCUUUCCUGCUCCCAAUUUGAUUAGUCCGGUUGCAGAUGUCCUCAAAGAAAAGCUUGCUGGAGUGAACUGGGCUAGAGCAGGACUUGGUUUACCACUUCUCUCUGAGGAAAGGGAGGUUAAAACUCAGGUUAAUAAUAACAUCGCACACCCUCCUAGAGUUAUGCCCAGUCCUUCACAUUCCGUAGUCAACGUUACUGAAGAUCAUGGCGCAUUUAACAGGACUGACAGCUAUCAAAACUCUUCGAAUCGAAGGAUUUUCCAAGAUAUUCGAGAUGUCAAAGGGGUGAUAUUUGAUCAUGAUGAAGAUAAAUACAAGAGAAAGUCUGUUUUCGAACUCAUAGGCAAUUGGUGGAG